UACAUACACAACUUAUUCGAUUGGUUCGGAUAGUUAAACGCCCCUUCUAGCCCUUUGCUUCACCUUCAACCCGAUCAUAGCCAAAUUCCGUAUCAACGCGAAAUUGUUCGAGUUAAAUAAAUUUAAGGUGCACAGCAAGAUGAACACAAGCGUGGCUCCCAAACAAGCGCCACUCGGCUUCCACCUCAAGGCCAGGAGCGGCGAAAAGGCAAGAAAAAUAUCGCUAACCUUCCGCGAUGAGCUGGUGCCGGCCCUCGAAAAAGCCAAGGGGAAAUUGGAGGCAACGUGGAAGGUGUUGGACAUCAUUGUUGCUAAGCCGGAGUAUCGGCGGCUGGCGGAGCCGCUGCUGGAUGUGCUUUACACGGGCGGUCUGCUGGCAGGUGAAGACCGGAAGACGAAGAUUGACUGUCCGAGUUCAGGUGCCACCUACUGUGUGCUGAAAGCGCGCGAGAGUCUGAACGCGUUGCGCGUCUAUGAGCAGCUGUUUUUGAGGCUGAUGAGGCGCCACAAGCAGGUGGAAUCGGCAUUUACGUCACACGCCGCUCGACUUCUCGCCGAACUCAAGACCUUUGAUCCGCAGGCGCGAAGGCAACUGGCUCGCAUUUUCACACUGUUCAUCAUUAAUGGCACACUUAAUGCACGCGUGCUCCUCGCACUGGGCCAGCAGCACUACAUCGACGAGGGACUUACGCUCGAAUUCCUUCUGGAGGUGUUCGCCACACUCAAACGAGAAAAAGGUGCGGCCUUUCUCGUGCAGACGGUGAAGCGUGCUGGCCUUGAGAACAGAAUACUGAGUUUUAUGCCUCCACCUAUGCGCAGCGACCUACACUUCCAUCAGGUGUACCAAGAAAGAGACCUUUCCGAGAUCAUUAAGCUGCACCAAGUGCGUACGGGCCAGGAACUGGGUCGCCAGCUGCGCCUGCGGCUGCUCGAUGAUUUCAACGAACAGGUUCCCCACUUUGAUGUGGUGAGGGGAGUUCGAAAGUUCCAGGCCGAGAACAACAUGUCCGACUCGGAGAUCAUCGGCAUUGUGUUAAGCACGAUCUUCUCGCAGGGGGAGUUGCCCGUGCGCGACCAUCCGCUCACAGAGCAGGACAUCCGCCACGUGCAACCAUACAAUGCGCUACUUAAUGCGCUAUGCAACACGGAAAGGACACAGAUAGUUUUGCUGCUGCGUCUGCAGGAGUACUGCUACGAGAACCCGAGCUUUCUUAAGUCUUUCGAGAAGCUGGUCCAGCAAUUUUUCAAGUCUGGCGUGUUGAACAGAGAUGCUAUUAUGCGUUGGUACCAGACUGACCAUUUGGAUAAGGGCAAGGUGACGUUUCUCGGUCAGAUGCAUCGCUUUAUUCAAACUCUUAAGGCCGAUGCGAAUGACAGCAAUAAACUUAGAAGGGGCUUGAUGCGGCCGAAAGUAUACAGCGAUGUGGCGCCGAAUAACAGAAAGUAAUACGAUACAUAGCGAUCGAAAUUAACAGCGCAGACAUUAACCUUCUGGAUCAUACUGAAUUGUGUACUAAUAAAUACAUUGAUUGUCCAAGCUAGUGACGUGAAGAAGUUGAUCCGAAACAUGAAGGAUAAUGGCGCCAAGCAACAACACAAAACAGACGCAACGGAAAUCAACAAAAUCAUGCAGAUAGCAAGUAUUAACUAAACGAUUGUGCGAUGGCUUAAUACACACCAAAUAUAUUUGAAUGCUUUCACUCCGAGA
Molecule: messenger RNA, 1708 nt
Organism: Scaptodrosophila lebanonensis
Lineage: Eukaryota; Metazoa; Arthropoda; Insecta; Diptera; Drosophilidae
Product: protein krasavietz-like
Exons: 2
Coding region: 140-1447 (435 amino acids)
Cellular component (GO): membrane; cytoplasm
Molecular function (GO): protein binding
Source: RefSeq, a predicted model, not a curated record